Molecule: messenger RNA, 2217 nt
Organism: Plasmodium relictum
Lineage: Eukaryota; Apicomplexa; Aconoidasida; Haemosporida; Plasmodiidae
Gene: ApiAP2
Product: transcription factor with AP2 domain(s), putative
Exons: 1
Coding region: 1-2217 (738 amino acids)
Biological process (GO): regulation of DNA-templated transcription
Molecular function (GO): DNA-binding transcription factor activity
Source: RefSeq, a predicted model, not a curated record
AUGAAUAAUUAUUUUGAAAACUUUGAUGAACUAUUAAAAGAAUUAGAUUUAAAAAAUUAUGUUUCCUUUGUAAAAAAAUGUUUUAAAAAUGGAAUAAAAAAAAAUGAAGAAAGUAUUUGUGCUCAAGAUUUAAGAAAUUUAGCAAAGUGUUUACCAAGAGUAUCAGGUGUUUGGUAUGAUUUGCAUAAAAAUAGUUGGGAAGCUAGAUGGUCAGAGGGAACAAAAUCUGCAAGGAAAUAUUACUCAGUUCAAAAAUUCGGUUUUCAUGAAGCUAGAAAAUUAGCUAUAAAAACAAUAAAGACAAAAGAAAUUAAUUAUUUAUAUAAUAGUAUAAAUGAAGAUUUUAAUAAACCUUUAAAAUGGAGUUUAAAUAAUGAAUUUUUAGAGAUGAAUCAUGAUCCAACAAUAAAUUUAAAAAAGAAAUGCCGAGCAAAAAAUUGUAAAAUAAAAGAAAUAAAAAUAAAAAAAGAAAGUAAUAAUAUCAAUAAAAAAAUGAAAAAUGAAAAAAAAAAUAACCAAACAAAAAACACUAAAGAAAACAGUUCUCUAAAUACUAUUUCCAAAAAAAAUGAAAAUUCUGAAAUAAAAAAUCAGAAUAAUCCUAACAAUGAAGCAAAUAAUAUAAAACACACUGAAAAGAGAACUAACAAUAAAAUUACAGUUAAAAAUGAGGAAAAUAUUAAAAAUAAUUACAAUAAUACAAAUGAUAUAAAUAAGCAUACUAAAAAUAGUUGUUUAAAAGAGUCCAACAUAAGCCCAAAUAAUAAUUAUGAAAAAACUAAUAAUGUUAAUCAUAUAAUUAUAAAUGAUAUUGCAAAUGAUCAUGAGGAUCAAAAUGAUACCUUAAAAUGUUCAGAUAUAUAUAUAAAUGAAAAAAAUUUGGUAAAUAAAAAUAAUAGCGAUGUUAUCAAUGACAAUAAAAAAAGUAAAUCAAAAGAGAAUACAUACAAUAUCAGGAAUUAUAAUAACAUUUUAAAUAACACUUUAAUUGAAACGAAUAAAAUUAAUAAUACUGCUAUUAACCUUAAUAGUAGUACAACUAUUAAUAGUAACUAUUUAAAUGAAAUUAAAAAUGACAGAAAUGUUGUAAAAGAGAAGAAUAUAAUUAAUAAUACAGUUAAUCAAUACUGCAAGAAUGAUAAAAUAUGCAAUACUUAUAACGAAAAUAAUAAUAAUAAUAAUAAUAACAAUAAUAAUUAUUGUAAAAAAGAGAAAAGUUAUAAUAAAGAAAAUAAUAAAACAAAUUUAAUAAAAUUUCCUUGUGAAAAAAUUUUAAGUUAUAUAUUAUAUCACAAUAAACCUUAUUCUAAAAAUAAUUUUUAUAAUAAACAAAUAGAUCUAUUAAAAAUUAACAUAAAACAAGCAAAAAAUAAUACUAUAUAUAAAGAAAAGGCUUCAAUUAAUGAAAGGAAAAUAAGCAUUGACUCUGGCACAUUAAAAAAACCUAACACCAAUGAUAAAAAUAUGUGUAUUAACAAUAAUACAAUUUGUGUAAAUAAGAUAAAAAAUGAUAGUUCUGACCUUUUCUUACAUAAAAAUAAAGAAUGCAAUUAUUAUGAUGAUCUUAAGAAUAUUCAGAAUAAAAAAAAAAUGAGAAAUAGUUCAGAUUUAUUAAAUGAUAUGCAUUAUAAACUAACUUGUAAUAAUAACGAUGAUCACGAUAACAAUGGUAUUAUUUUUAAGAGUGAGAAUUUUUCAUCUAACCAAAGUAUUCCUUUUACUACUAGUAAAACAUUAAAUAACAUUUCAAAAAAGAAUGUUUGCAAAGAAGAUAUAUUAAAGGAAAAUAAUAUUUCUAAUUCAUGUAGUAACAUAUGUGAUAAAAAAAAUACAUGUAACUGUAAUGAAAAAAAAGAAAAAAAUGAAAAAAAUGAAAACUGUGUAAAUUUAAAUUUAAAAGAUUCUAUAAAUUCUGAUACUUUAAGUAUUUUUAAAAAUGCAAUAAAUUUACUUUUAAAGGACCUCAAAUAUAAAUGUGUUCCACAUUUUGAUAAGCAAUUUUUAAAUAUAGUAGAAAUUAUUGAUAAUCAUUUAAGUUAUGUAAAUUCUAUUUUUAAUGAAAAUUUUUUAAUCACAUAUGUACACUUAUUUGAUAUUUGUGUAUCUAAUAAUAUAUUACCUAGUCAAAUGGAUCAAAAGAUACAAAAGGUUUUUUGUAAUGCUUUGAUAGCUUUUCAUAUUUUAUUAUUCAAUUUUCACAAAGAAAAAAAAAAUUAA